AUGGUCAACAGCGAAUACCAGGGCCUGGUGAAACACACAGGAGGCUGCCAUUGUGGAGCAGUUCGCUUUGAAGUUUGGGCCUCGGCAGACUUGCACAUCUUCGACUGCAACUGCAGUGUUUGCAAGAAGAAGCAGAACAGACACUUCAUUGUUCCUGCUUCUCGCUUCAAGCUCCUGAAGGGAGCGGAGAGUAUCACCACGUACACGUUCAACACUCACAAGGCGCAGCAUACCUUCUGCAAGAGAUGUGGGGUGCAGAGCUUCUACACCCCCCGCUCCAACCCCGGUGGCUUCGGAAUCGCCCCACACUGUCUGGAUGAGGGCACUGUGCGGAGUAUGGUCAUCGAGGAAUUCAAUGGCAGCGAUUGGGAGAAGGCCAUGAAGGAGCACAAGACCAUCAAGAACAUGUCUAAAGAGUGAGCGCCCGCUCUCUCCCUUUCUGGAAAGGAGGAAUGAUGGGGCCAGCAGCAUGGCUGCCCCCCUCUGCCUCGGUGGUGCCGGCGAGCAUGGCUGCCCCAGACUGCCGGGCUCAGGCCGGCCACCAGCUCCCGCUCUGCCCUUGACUCCAGCUACAUUUCCUUAGGCAGCUCUUUGUCCUCCGUCAGCCUGGACUUUGAUGUAGACUAGUUGACAUCCUCUUUCUCUUCCCAACUUUUGUGUGAUCUUUUAGAAAAAUAAAUAUUUUAAUAUU
This is a messenger RNA of Myotis davidii, 691 nucleotides long. It is a transcript of the gene CENPV, whose product is annotated as centromere protein V. Gene Ontology annotation, cellular component: spindle midzone; nucleus; kinetochore. Gene Ontology annotation, molecular function: carbon-sulfur lyase activity. The transcript has 5 exons. Gene Ontology annotation, biological process: positive regulation of cytokinesis; regulation of chromosome organization; pericentric heterochromatin formation. Bases 1 to 420 code for a protein of 139 amino acids. The record is from RefSeq and is a predicted model, not a curated record. NCBI's taxonomy places the organism in Eukaryota, Metazoa, Chordata, Mammalia, Chiroptera, Vespertilionidae.